Molecule: messenger RNA, 2418 nt
Organism: Melanotaenia boesemani (Boeseman's rainbowfish)
Lineage: Eukaryota; Metazoa; Chordata; Actinopteri; Atheriniformes; Melanotaeniidae
Gene: lpar2b
Product: lysophosphatidic acid receptor 2b
Exons: 5
Coding region: 617-1690 (357 amino acids)
Biological process (GO): G protein-coupled receptor signaling pathway
Cellular component (GO): membrane
Molecular function (GO): lysophosphatidic acid receptor activity
Source: RefSeq, a predicted model, not a curated record
GGCCAGAGAGAGGGAGAGAACUAGAAGCAGCAGCUGACGCGCGGGUCUGUGCCGCACCCUUCUGCUCCUCCUGCGCGCGUUUAUCUGCACAGGUAACAGCCUCUCAAAUUACCGGAAGCCAAAGAAAAGUACCAACCCAGAGACGGAGACUGUAUGACCUUCGCAUUUAACUUUUUAGGUGGUAAAAAAAAAAAAAGACUGAAAAGAAGCUUCGACACAACCUCCUCCAACACAACAGUUUCUGUGUUUUCUUUGCUCCUCUUGUUUUUCUCCGUGUUCAGAGUUUGUUGGGAACAAAGGGAUCCAGGUGCGGCAAUUGUUUCACAACUUAACAUGAUCUAAUCUGGAUAUCCUAGAGACGAGUUCACACUCAGUGAAAGGCUGAAAACGUGGAUCCAGACCUGCAAACAACCAGUACAGUAAAGGCCUCAGACUUCAAACUGGAUCCUACCAGUCCCCAUCUGUCCAUCUAAUGGCAUGCCGAUCUCCAAUCCAGCGAAGAGGGCAAGCCUGAUAUCUGCCCUACAACUUCCUCUUUGCGCCUUGCCUAACAAGUUUCUCUCCUCUCCAUUCUCUUCAUCUCCUCUCUGAUCCUACAUCCACCAGAGAUCUCAGAAUGGAUACGAGGACUAAUGAUGUUGACGGGUGCUAUUUCAACCGCAGUAUCGAUUUUUUCUACAAUCACAGUGGCAAGAACAUCAGCCCCUUCUGGCGCACACGAGACUAUGUGAUUGUCAGUCUGGGCAUGGGAGUUUGCUUCAUUGUUAUUUUUUCCAACCUUUUGGUCAUAGCCGCCAUUUUAAAAAACCGACGCUUUCACUUUCCCAUCUACUACCUGUUGGGUAAUCUGGCUUUGUCGGACCUCUUCUCAGGUGUUUCAUACCUCCACUUGAUGUUUCAUACUGGUCCCUGGACCAUUAAGCUGUCUAAGUACCAGUGGUUUGUGCGGCAGGGGCUGAUUGACACCAGUCUCACAGCCUCAGUACUCAGCCUCCUGGCAGUGGCCGUUGAGCGUCACCAGACCAUUUUCAACAUGCAACUGCACAGUAAUAUGAGCACCCGCCGGAUUCUCGUCAUCAUUGUGUUCAUCUGGCUGGUGGCGAUUAUACUGGGCCUGGUACCUACAGUGGGCUGGAACUGCCUGUGCGACUUAGACAAUUGCUCCACCAUGGCACCACUGUACAGCCGCAACUACCUGGUGUUCUGGGCUGUUCUCAAUUUGCUGACCUUCUCCAUAAUGGUGGUCGUCUACAUCCGGAUCUUCCUUUAUGUGAGGCACAAAUGCCAGCAGAUGUCACAGCACACAAACCAGAUAAAAUACAGAGAGACUGUGUUAAACCUGAUGAAGACAGUCCUUGCAAUCCUGGGCUGCUUUGUGAUCUGCUGGACGCCAGGUCUGGUUGUGCUGCUGCUCGACGGUCUGGGCUGUAAGGGUUGUAAGGUGCUAGAAGUCGAGAAGUACUUCCUGGUGCUGGCUGAGUGCAACUCCUUCGUCAACCCUAUCAUCUACUCCUUCAGGGACAAAGACAUGAGAAGCACCUUUAAGAAAAUCCUGUGUUGUCUUUGCCAGCGAGACAGGAACCCAAGAGGCUUCUCAGAAGUUCACUUUAACACCUUGGAGCAAGAGAAAUCCAAGCGUCAUACUGUCCAGAGGACAGAGGAGUGCAACGGGACACAUCUCAUACGUUAAGGCUCUGAAGACACCACUUCUUCUUCAGAGAACUGGAAUUUAACAGUGCAUUUACAGCAUGCUCAAGACAUGCAUACUCAACUGACAGGUGAAGUCUGCUGACCUGUGCAUGGCUAAAUGAACAAGAUUCAAGAAGUGUUUCUCCCCAGUCAACAGAGUGACAUGGAUCAUUCUUUUUCCUCUGUUCCCAGUUGACAGGGGUUUACUGAAUGUAUGUAUUUAUAAGGGAAAGAACUGACUUUCAGUACUAGUUGGUACUGUUAACAGCCCUGUCAGCAGAUGUAAGGAGGCAUCCCCCCCCUCUCUAACUACUUGCCCUUUUACUGAACAUGAGGAACUGUUUAAGACACUGACUCAAUGUUGAGAUGCUGUCACAGGAACAUCUGGAAGACGUUGACAGUGAACAGAAGAAAUGACUAAAAAUAUGUAGCCGGUUACAAAGCAUGUUAUGUGGAAUGUAAAUGGCUAAUAAGCCCUGGCACGCCAUGUGUAUACAAGUGCUAUAGGUUGUCAGUUUUGUCAGGUGAACUGAGCUCAAAAUAAUUUAGCUGUUAAUGUAAUAAAACAAGUUCAAAUACUCUUCCAUUAAUCAGUUUUUGCUGAUAUUGCUUUAAACUUUGAUCAGAGAAGCCUUUAGUGAAGCUGUGGUAAAGAUGUAUAACAGCCUAUAGUGCAAAAGAUUGUGUUAGAUUUUUGCUAAAGGUGAACUAACAGCUCGGUGUGUGAAA